CCGCCAGCCAGUUAGUGCGAUCCGAACGCGGCGCCGCCAUGCCGGGCAUGUCAGACGAGCCAUGAACUCGGCAGCCAAAACGCGAGGCCUCCUCCUGGGCCGCCUCCUCUGCGCCAUCGUGGUUCUGCUCGCAGCGAAGGCGAUCACGGCUGCCGUCCUGGGACCGUACAACGCCUACGUCGACAGAAUUUACGCGUGCGCUCCCGGGGACUCGAACUCCACUGAGGAGAUUGUGAACUUCAUCGAGGUGUCCAAGUACGACAUUCGAAAGCAGCACAUCCUGCAGAGGGUGACGGGGAACGUGACCGUGUCCAUCAAGGAGGGCAUCAACAACGCCAUGUGGGCCAAAGCGCGCCUGGACUCCCGGGUGCACGCUCACUGGGCCGACAACGCCUUCACCUUCUCCUUCGACAAGGCGUGCGAGCAGGGCCGCACCCACAUGCCCGGAGUCUGGAGCACCUUCUUCAAGCUGGACCCCACCGUGAACCCCUGCAGAGUGCCGCCGGCGAUCUACAGGAUGGAUAACGAGCCCAUCAACUGGACCUUCCCCAAGUUCCCCAUCAUGCCCCACGGCAGCUGGACGUUCCACCUGACCGUCGGCCAGGGCAAGAACACCGUCCUCUGCAACAACGUGGACAUCCGCUCGGUGGCCAAGCAGCGCCCUGGCACCCGCUAGCGCCGCCACGGACCUGGUUUCUCUGCAGCCCGCGAGGCAGCCGCUCAUCGCUCGAGGUUUUCUGGUGGUUCCCCUGCGCCCUGCCACGCCCUGCCGCGCCCUCCAGGGCCGAUGCCCGCCAAUGCAACAAGCACCCGUCCUGUCUUUUUAUCCAUGUUUUAUUGUUUCAACUUUAAUUUCGUCUCGUUCUUGGACUCA
Messenger RNA from Thrips palmi, 874 nucleotides. RefSeq lists its product as uncharacterized. The coding region runs from base 62 to 676 and encodes 204 amino acids. NCBI's taxonomy places the organism in Eukaryota, Metazoa, Arthropoda, Insecta, Thysanoptera, Thripidae. The transcript has 4 exons. The record is from RefSeq and is a predicted model, not a curated record.